AUGUUUUUUAUCAUACUUGCUGUUGCUCUUGUGUUAGCGUUUUUGGUAUUGAUCUUGCCAAAGUUCUCAGGACUUACCACAAUAAAGCGGAACACUCAUUCCUCAGGAGUUAAAAAGAGACAAGACAAAGAAACAAAAUUUAAAUCAAGUGACGCAAGUAGUGUUUAUACUUAUAUACCACCCGACGAACUUGAAAAUAACAUCCAAAAAGAAGCAAAUCUCAAAUCUAAAGCCAGUGCAUUGAAAGAAAAACUUGAACUACACUCGGAGGACUUACCAAUUAGAAUUGAGUUAAAUCAAUUUGUCGAUAAGGAUAAUCACAUAAGAAAGAGAAAGGUACGAGAAGUAGAUUUGGAUAUGGAUCCGAAUAAGUACGAUUAUGACCUAGAUGACUUGAUUGCCGAGGAAAACGAAAUGGCACGACAAGAGCAACAAAGGGAACACUACAAGAACCAAAAAUUCGGAGAGACAAAGGAGGAAAUGGUUUGA
Molecule: messenger RNA, 489 nt
Organism: Lodderomyces oxycetoniae
Lineage: Eukaryota; Fungi; Ascomycota; Pichiomycetes; Serinales; Debaryomycetaceae
Exons: 1
Coding region: 1-489 (162 amino acids)
Source: RefSeq, a predicted model, not a curated record